GGAGAUAAACCCAAAUAUUGCCUCACAAGUCACAACAAUAUUCCUAAAGUCUGUGUGUUCGCCAUGACCCCAAGUCCAUCAAACCGAGAUCAUAUGGAGGAUCGUCAAUCAUUUGAUCUGGAAGAUUGGCUUCCAAUAACAGCAUCAAGAAAUGCAAAUUGGUACUACUCAGCUUUCCAUAACGUUACUGCAAUGGUUGGUGCUGGAGUUCUUGGCCUUCCCUACGCCAUGUCAGAACUUGGAUGGGGACCUGGGGUUGCGGUGCUGAUCCUGUCAUGGGUGAUCACGUUGUACACACUCUGGCAAAUGAUUGAGAUGCACGAGAUGUUUGAAGGGCAACGGUUUGAUAGGUACACGAGCUAGGUCAGGCAGCCUUUGGGAGGAAGCUUGGUUUGUACA
This is a messenger RNA of Raphanus sativus (radish), 399 nucleotides long. RefSeq names its product lysine histidine transporter-like 4. Gene Ontology annotation, cellular component: plasma membrane. The coding region runs from base 64 to 363 and encodes 99 amino acids. Lineage: Eukaryota; Viridiplantae; Streptophyta; Magnoliopsida; Brassicales; Brassicaceae. The transcript has 3 exons. The record is from RefSeq and is a predicted model, not a curated record.